Messenger RNA from Medioppia subpectinata, 3787 nucleotides. NCBI's taxonomy places the organism in Eukaryota, Metazoa, Arthropoda, Arachnida, Sarcoptiformes, Oppiidae. The record is from the annotation of a GenBank genome assembly.
CCGGCGCUAAGUUUCCCAUCAAAUGGACGGCACCCGAAGGCCUGGCGUACAACAAAUUUGGUACAAAAUCCGAUGUCUGGGCGUUUGGUAUACUGUUGUGGGAGAUCGCGACCUACGGUAUGUCUCCCUAUCCGGGCGUCGAAUUGACAGAUGUCUAUCAUAUGCUUGAGUCCGGGUAUCGGAUGGAGUGCCCGCCCGGGUGUCCGCCGCGUAUUUUUGACCUCAUGCGUCACUGUUGGCUAUGGGAACCGAUUGAAAGGCCAUCUUUUUAUGACAUUCACAACACAUUGGAGACAAUGUUUACAAACUCUAGUAUUACUGAAGAGGUGGAGAAACAGUUGGAACGACAGACGCCGGUCAACGUUCCCUACAAGAAACUGUCGGGCAGUUCGCCAAACAUUCACCAAAUGGCCAACAGUUCGUCGUCGACGGGAGCGCCGACGGCCACCACUCCCACCUCUACCGGUGCUGAUCAACAGAUUUGGGCCGUAAAUCCUUCGUCAAAAGCCGGCAUUAUUAGCACAAAGUCUACUGUCGUUCAGCUGAGAAGGGGUGGCCUUAAGUCAAAACAGGCGCCGAUCCCUCCGAAGCGGACGAGCAGUUUCCGCGACUCGACAUAUCAGGACAAACCUCUCGGCGACGACGAGAUACUGGAGGGCGCGAGAGAGACAAUGAAUGGGAUCGAAAAGGUGUUCGAGUCGCUGAGCAAAGAGCUUCAGUACGACGAGCAACAGAUCGCCAUCGAGUCCGAGAACUGUUUCCAAACGCUCGAAGAAUUGCAUUCGAGGAAUAGGGCGUCAGGAAAGGGCAAGAAGAGUAAGAGCGGCUCGAAGUCACGGCGUGACGACCCCGACGGCAGUCAUCGCAAAGUACAGGUGGCGUCACUCGACGUGCAUAACGUGAAGCGAGCCAUCAAUAGGUACGGAACAAUGCCAAAGGGCGCCCGAAUUGGCGCUUAUCUGGAAUCGCUUCGACAGUCACAACCAGACCAACAGCCGCUCGAUUCGGUCAACGAGAAUGUGUUCGACAGCGACCUCAUGUCGCCCAUCGACUACUCGAUCGGCGCUGAGCCGAGUCUAGCGGUCGCCACAAUCGGUCGACACGUAUCCAAAAACCGAAGCAAAUCGAAAGACAAUCGCUAUGCGGACGACAGUAACGGUCGCUAUUCAUUCCGCGGUUACCUUCAGCGCCAGAAGUCGGAUCUGACUCAUUCCAGAGGAGGCGCCGCCGCCGACACCUACGACACGGAUCUCAUGAACGAGCGAAUUGUGUUGAGUAACAACUCUAACAAUUUGAAUAAAAGCAAACAUUUGAGCUCAAAGCCAGUCGCCUCUCCCCGACUGCCCCGCAAUACUCAACGAACCGGUUCUCAGCGCAAGUCCUCGUCGGCCGCUAAGUCAUCGCAACCGUCGACGAGCGGCGCUAAUCGGCCCACAGGUCUCGACAAUGAACUCAACGGCAAUAAUAAACUACUUGUGAAUUCAAACGCUCGUCGCAACAGUGAUAACGCGAUCCCAUACGAGACCAGCGCAGACCUGCCGUCACCGCCGGCGCCCUUCGGCCACAACGCCAUCCGACGUACGCUGAAGAAGCAGCUCAGGCCUAAAGACCGACCGCCCAGUCCUCCGCCCGUCGGUAUGACUCGAAGCGGUUCCUUCGACUACUGCGACCACAAUAUGAACCAACACAACAACAACAGCACCAGUACUCCCAGUCCUGAACACAUUCCUCACUCCAUAUCCUCUCAGCCAUCCGUUUCCCAGUCCUCCGAAUCCAGUCCUCAACACUCGUCGACCAAAGUGGAGACCAGUAGUCGUGAGCAGACAAUCGGCGACGACUUCCCACCGCCCGACCCAUACAUACCACAAGAGGAACAACAGAACGGAGUUGAUGUGAUCGUCGCUGAAGACACGAAAUCAAAAUCGAAAUCAAGUGACUUAUUAUCCAAUAAUAAAUUGAGACCCAAUAUAGACUCCCAUAAGAGUCCAGCGGCACAACUGGUCUCCGAAUUAUUCGAGAGCUUUAAGAUGAAGGCGCAGAAGAGACGCGUCGAUAUGGAGGCCGAGUGCGAGUCAAAGGCAUCGGUCGUCACGUCUGAGCCGUCAAACAGAGAGCCCAAAGAUUCAGUCAAUGUUAAUAAGUUUGUCGUCAACCAAAAGCAGACAUCGAAGGCAUCAUUCUUGAGACGAUUCCAGUCAAAGCCGGGUCCCGACUAUCCGGCGCCCGCGCCUCCCAUUCAGACACAGGUGUCUCGCAAUUCAAUUGCCGCCGAAUACGUGACGCCUGUAUUGAAGCGGACGCCACAGAAACCGAUUGAAACCAUGUCUCAGAACGACGAUAAAGACAAAGAGAAAUACAGUAAUAAUAGUAAUAGUAAUCACAAAAGUAUUAUUAAUAACAAGAAUGAGAUUAAUUCGCAAACCAAUCGAAAUCCGAUGCAUAACAACAACGGCACCGAUAGUCAGCCCAAGCCAUCGAUCGCGACCACGAGUCCGAAAGGCGGCCCAAAAGACGUGUCUUCGGCGCCAUUGCAGGAGCGGUGCAGCGGUUAUGACGCCGACGACGAGAGCAAACGACACUCGUCUUCAAGCAUAACGAGUCUCAAGAAGUUAUGGGAAUCGCAAUCCAAUAACAGUAAUAAUUUGAAUCACACGAACGCCACCAACAAUGAGAACAAUUGCGAGCCUAAUAUCACCGCCAAAAGUGCCGACAACACCGCUGCCGGCCCUCCGAUGAACAAGUCUUCACAAAACAGUCCCAAAAUCAAUGCGAAGCGUACGGGCGAUGUGUUGAAGAGCUUACGGCGCUCUGACAACAGCGCGUCCGCCGAUAAUAUCAUAUUUAAGAUCAAUGAGGAGAAGGAGGACCAGUCGGCCGUUCACUCAUUCUUAAAGCCGUCACUGCCAAAUAAGCCCCAAAUAAAGUCUUCUGGUGGACGAGUGCUCUCUUCAGGAACUCAGAAGUUAGUCAAAGCAAAGUCUGAGUCCGUGGACAGCACUCACAGUGAGAGCAGUGGCUCUAAAUUAGGUCUUAAAUCAAUUGACAAGAAUGUGAUCACAACGAAGACUGUGAACGCGUGCGACCGGUCGUCCAUAUUAGAGAUUUCGGGUGCGAUCGACACCAGUAUAUCGUCGCUGAAGACGGCAUCGGGAGCGCCGGCGCCCACAGCGCAGACCUCGCAGUCUAUAAUGCAAUUGACGGAUAAGAUUCAGCUCUUUAGACAGUCGUGCAAACAGUUUUCAGAGGACUGUCCGCCGCAGCAAAGGUUCCGUUUUAGAGAACUGUUGACCAAAUUUGACGUAAAUUGCGACCAAUUGAAGACAUCCAACACAUUGACCACAAAUCGAUUGCUAACUGACAUACAGAACACACUCAGAGAUAUUGUGAAUUUGGUUCAGAGAUGAGUUCAGAGAAGAUUAUAUCCGUUUGUUUUUGACUUUAUUUAUAUUUCAAACAAACAAAUGAUUAGUUUUAUGGAUAACUGACAAAAGUGUGCGUCUCUUGCGAUACGACUCCCGAAGUGUAUCGGGAAAUGAGUGCCAAACCAAUUGAGUGGCAAUGAAAACUCCUUUUAUAUUAAUUGUAUUAAUGAUAUGUGAAUGACAUUUGGAUUUCUUUGACAUUAUUUCUCGCAUUUUAUUUGCAGAGAUAUUUGAGACUAAAUUCACAACAAUAUCCACAUUUGAGGCAAAUAUUAAAACCCAUUUUCUACUGAUUGUAUAAAACAAACAAAAAGCACUCAAAAUGAAAACUUUUUGAACACUUUUUUUUCUACUUCUUGACUGAU